Molecule: messenger RNA, 2042 nt
Organism: Carya illinoinensis
Lineage: Eukaryota; Viridiplantae; Streptophyta; Magnoliopsida; Fagales; Juglandaceae
Product: polycomb group protein EMBRYONIC FLOWER 2-like
Exons: 15
Coding region: 206-1501 (431 amino acids)
Cellular component (GO): nucleus
Molecular function (GO): chromatin DNA binding
Source: RefSeq, a predicted model, not a curated record
AAGUAAACGGGUCUACUUUUGCCUAAUUAUCUAACCUAACGACUUACCAAAAACCUAACGUCUAUCUUUCCGGUUCGCUGGCCGUCUGUGCCUAAAUUUCAGAGUCAGACGGCGACUUGCGACCCAUAAUCCGAUCCGGUUUUUUUUUAAUUAUAUUUUGUCUCAGCACAAUUCUCUCUUGCUUCAAUUUGGGAUUGCGGAUAAGAUGUGCCGUCAGAAUUCUUGUGCUCAAUUGUCUGUAGAAAAGACGACUGCAGCUGAAGAGAGUCUACUAAUAUAUUGCAAGCCUGUUGAACUGUACAAUAUUCUUCAGCGCCGUGCUUUACACAAUCCUUCAUUUCUUCGAAGAUGUUUGCAUUACAAAUUACAAGCAAGGCGUAAAAGGAGAUUGAAGGCUGGAAUUGUAAUUUUCAACUAUAGAGACUACAACAACAUGCUACAGAAGACUGAAGUAACUGAUGACUUCGCUUGUCCAUUUUGCCUGAUGCAAUGUGCAAGCUUUAAGGGUCUUCGGUAUCAUUUGUGUUCUUCACACGACCUAUUCAACUUUGAGUUUUGGGUAACUGAAGAGUAUCAGGCAGUGAAUGUCUCUGUGAAGAUUGAUAUAUUAAGAUCUGAGACUGUAGCUGCUUCAGUGGAGCCAAAACUGCAAUCAUUUUUGUUUUGCUCAAGGCCACGAAAGCUUAGGCGAAAGGAACUUGAUCAAAAUGAAAAGCUUGUUAAUGUACAGUUCCUGGAGUUGGACUCACCCAGACCAGUCGGGGAACAUAUACAUAAUGGUUUUUUGGAGAAGGAUGAUGAUGUUCAAUCAUGUAAAGGCGAGAUGGUUUCCAAGUCAUUUCCUAGUGUGAAAGAAAUGCAUAAUGGAAGGGUUGGAGGAAACUAUGUUCCUGAUUAUCCUGGUGCUGCUGGGUGCAUAGAGCGUGUUGCAUCCAGUUCUAAUGUUCCUGGCGUUUCAAUUGCCAUGGCUCAAUCUUCUGUUGAUCCUGAAUGCGUUAAAUCAGUAUCUGGAAGUGAUCCUGCAGUCCCUGCCAAAGCAAGGAAAUCAAGCGCUGAGCGGUCAGACCCUAGAAACCGUGUGCUCCUGCAGAAGCGACAGUUCUUUCACUCUCACAGAGUUCAGCCUAUGGCAUUAGAUCAAGUACUUUCAGACCGGGAUAGUGAAGAUGAAGUUGAUGAUGACAUUGCGGAUCUUGAGGAUCGAAGGAUGCUUGAUGACUUUGUAGAUGUUACAAAAGAUGAAAAGAAGCUUAUGCAUCUUUGGAACUCAUUUGUGAGAAAGCAAAGGGUGCUGGCAGAUGGUCAUGUUUCCUGGGCAUGUGAAGCGUUUUCGAAGCUUCAUGGACAAGAACUCAUCUCAUCUCCAGCUCUCUUUUGGUGUUGGAGGUUAUUCAUGAUCAAACUUUGGAAUCAUGGUCUUCUUGAUGCCUGCACAAUGGACAACUGCAGUUUGACUCUUGAAAAAUGCAGAAAUGAGGGAUCAGAUGCUAUGAAAAGCUAAUGAGGAGAUUGUUAGUUUCUUUGGUUCUAAAUCAAAUGGAGAUGAUAUUUCUAGUUACAUUUUUUCUUUCUCGCCCCCUCCUCCCCCCCCCCCCCCCCCCCCCCCCACCAAAAAAAAAAAAGUCUUGCUUAUACGAGAAUCAUCGAUUCAGAAGAAAUGAGAUUCAUAUUCUUUUCAUGGCAGCGAAAGGAACCAGGGCUUCCAUCUCAGUGAUGUAUCCUCUUAAUAAACGAACCUCUGGUUGUUUUAAAUUUGUCGAGGAAAGCGGUCUAGACUUGUGACAAUGGCAUUUCCAACCCAUGGGAUGUAUAAUCACACCCUAAUCUUAGCAUUUCUUUCUUCUUAUAAAUUAGUUGUAAAGUAUUGAGUUAUACCUGACCCUUAUUUUUUUUCUUUUUAUUUUGAUAUCUCCUUUCAAGCUGCAAUUGGAUCAAACAUUUGAAUUAUCAUGAUAUUUAGACUGGCUCUGUAUGGUUUCUACAGGCACAUCAUGUUGAUGAGAUCUUUCUUAAAUCAUUAUAUUACUGCGCCUUUUUGUGUA